Nematolebias whitei (Rio pearlfish) is the source of this 2034-nucleotide messenger RNA. Its product is annotated as very long-chain acyl-CoA synthetase. The transcript is spliced from 10 exons. Bases 49 to 1896 code for a protein of 615 amino acids. The record is from RefSeq and is a predicted model, not a curated record. NCBI's taxonomy places the organism in Eukaryota, Metazoa, Chordata, Actinopteri, Cyprinodontiformes, Rivulidae. Gene Ontology annotation, molecular function: long-chain fatty acid transmembrane transporter activity; long-chain fatty acid-CoA ligase activity.
AGUCCUCUUGUGGGCCCAGCAGGACCGACAGUGAACUUCUGGAUCACAAUGAUCGCAGUUAUUCUCUUCAGUCUGCUGGCAGUUCUGCCCUUUUGGCUCUUCUGGACAAACCCUUAUUUUCUGGGAGACUUGAGAUACUCAAUCGCUGCCGUUCAGAUCGGGAUCCGAUUGGCCAGAAUCCAGAGGAAGUUCUUCAGUCUUGUGGACUGUUUUCUGGACCAAGUGAAGAAGCAUCCCCAGAAGACCUUCCUGGUGUUUGAGGACAGCUCCUACACCUUCAUCCAGGCGGACAGAGAGAGCAGCAAAGUGGCCAGAGCUCUGCAGACGCGCGCGCACCUGAAGGAGGGGGACACGGUGGCCCUGUUCCUGGGAAACGAGCCCCAGUUCGUGUGGGUCUGGCUCGGACUGGCCAAACUGGGCUGUGUGGCGUCUCUGCUGAACACCAACAUCAGAUCCAAGUCUCUGCUUCACUGCUUCUCCUGCUGCGAAGCCAAAGUCCUCAUCACUGGAACCGAGCUGCGAGGAGCUGUAGAGGAGGUGCUGCCGGCCCUGAGGGAGCAGGGUGUCCGUGUGUUUCUCCUCAGUGACAGCUGUGAUGUGGAGGGAAUGGAGAGCCUCUCGGGUCACAUCCAGCAGGCCUCAGAUCAGCCUCUGUCUCCACAGCUGAGGGCCAACGUGAACCUUAAAACUCCAGCGUUAUACAUCUACACCUCAGGGACCACAGGACUUCCUAAAGCAGCUGUGGUUAACCAUGAGAGGAUAUGGAUGGCCUCUUUUCUCGGCUGCAUGGCGGGCGUGCGCACCGACGAUGUCCUUUACGUCUACCUGCCUCUGUACCACACUGCGGGGUUCCUCAUGGGACUUGGGGGAGCCAUUGAAAGAGGCUGCACUGUUGUUCUGAGGCGCAAGUUCUCCGUUUCCAACUUCUGGAACGACUGCAGGAAGUACAACGUGACGGUCGUUCAGUACAUAGGAGAGAUCAUGCGAUACCUGUGCAACGCGCCAAAGAGGGACAACGACAAGGAUCACAAGGUGCGACUGGCUUUGGGGAACGGGAUUAGGGCGGACACCUGGGCUGAUUUCCUGGAGCGAUUUGGGAACAUUCGGAUCUGUGAAUGCUACGGAGCGACAGAAUCCAAUGUUGGCUUUCUCAACUACAUUGGAAAAGUUGGAGCAAUUGGCAGGGAGCAUUUCCUCCACAAGUUAAAAUAUCCAUAUGCCCUUAUAAGAUAUGACACAGAAAAAGAGGAGCCCGUCAGAGACUCAAGAGGAUUCUGCAUUAAAGUCCCAAAAGGAGAGACAGGUUUGUUGGUGGGGAAGAUCGGAGUAGGAACGCCUUUCAGUGGAUAUGCCAAGAACAAGCAGCAGACAGAGAGGAAGAAGCUGAAGGACGUGUUUGAGAAGGGAGACGUCUACUUUAACAGUGGAGAUCUGUUAAGGAUCGACAACGAGGGAUUCGUCUACUUUCAGGAUCGGAUUGGAGACACUUUCAGGUGGAAAGGAGAAAAUGUGGCGACCACAGAGGUGGCUGAUCAUUUACUGACCAUGGACUUUGUUGAGGAAGCUAACGUGUACGGGGUGAAGGUGCCAGGGCACGAAGGAAGAAUUGGAAUGGCAGCUCUGACGCUGAAAAAAAACAUGGACUUUGACGGCAAAGUUAUUUAUCAGCACAUCAAAAACUACCUGCCGAGCUACGCCAGGCCACGUUUCAUACGCAUACAGGAUGCUCUGGCAGUGACUGGAACAUUUAAGCAGCUGAAGACGAAACUUUCUGAAGAGGGUUUCAACCCCAGUGUCAUCCAGGACCCUUUAUUCUUCCUGGAGGACAAUAAAGGCUACAUCCCCAUGAGCCAGGAAAUAUACAGCUCCAUCUCAGAGGGAACACUCAGGCUCUGAAGGACUGCAGUGGACUGUCAAGUCCUGCUUUUAUUCUUGAGGCUUUAAGUCAUACAGGGUGUGUUUAGAACAUCUAUUUUAUACAGGAAUGUUUCUUUUUAUGCCUCUCAGCGAGCAGGUCCUUGGUUCAAACCCCGG